Messenger RNA from Amoebophrya sp. A120, 989 nucleotides. NCBI's taxonomy places the organism in Eukaryota, Dinophyceae, Syndiniales, Amoebophryaceae. The record is from the annotation of a GenBank genome assembly.
AGUGAGGUUGAUCUUCGCUUGAAAUAGAAGUCACCUAGAUUUCACGAAACCAAGGUUGGCGGCCACGAAGGAAUACUUAUUCACAUACGAUACUAGCGACAGAAAUACGCAUAUUUCACUAUAAAGAAGUUUCUUUUCAAUCACACUUGUGUACCACAGCAGUACUCGUACUAGUUCCAUCCGAGAAAAGAAGAAAUGUCGACCGCAAAAGCCCCGGGUGGCGCAGAUUUGCGCAAAUUCAUGGAGAAGCGACUGGACAUGCAUCUGAAUGGGAACCGGCACGUCGUGGGCAUCCUGAGAGGGUAGAGUUCUUGUUUAUUCAUUGUGAGGUUGAUAAGUUUGCAUCUUACGACGUGCAGCAGAGAAUCGUCCUGUAGUACCCCACCGUUAUGAUUUACUUUGCAACACGAAUAUGAAAAACCCAGGUACGACACUUUCAUGAACAUUGUCCUGGACAAUGCAGUGGAAAUCCGAUCUCCGACGGAGAAAUACGAAAUCGGCAUGGUGGUAAUUCGCGGCUCAAGUAUCACAAUGUGGGAGUGCUUGGACAGGGUGAAGUAGUCACAAUGUAGGACUGGAGUGGGUGGACAGUGAAGAAGAGAACUAAUGCUGUACCUACAACAACGUAGUUUCACACCACGGAGGAUGGGCGGGGACUCGGAUUCUAUACCAAGUAAAAACGACACGACUACUUUACCAGAGAAUACAGGAGCAUCUGUUGAUUCGUCAGCCUCUCGGCGGGCAGAGAUGAUGGAGCAUUUUACUUCUUGCUCGAAAAACAAAAAUUCAGGGAUUGCGACAGUGCAUCACACUUGAGCUGGAUGAAGAUGAAGAUGAAGCACUAUUUUGAAUAGUUCUGAGGCCCAAGGAACAACGAAGUUUGCUGCUCUUGUAGCAGAAGCAGAUGAUCACGCAGACCACAUGUAGAUGCUAUCUUUCUGAAGAGAAUUUUUUGAAAUACAGCGCAAGACGAGAGUGGUAAGGCGGAA